Molecule: messenger RNA, 4275 nt
Organism: Peromyscus eremicus (cactus mouse)
Lineage: Eukaryota; Metazoa; Chordata; Mammalia; Rodentia; Cricetidae
Gene: Cracd
Product: capping protein inhibiting regulator of actin dynamics
Exons: 10
Coding region: 404-4258 (1284 amino acids)
Biological process (GO): maintenance of gastrointestinal epithelium; negative regulation of barbed-end actin filament capping
Source: RefSeq, a predicted model, not a curated record
UCCAGGCUGUCUCGGUGUUGCACCCCGGUUCCUGACGCACACACCCCCACACGUGGGUCUGCUUUUUCUCAAGAAGGAGAGUUUGGUGGAGAUUUAUCCAGCAGAAGUAAUAGGAUUUGUGGCCCUUCGUAACAACAAGAAGAAGGGAGGCAAAUUCCAGCCUUUCAAGAAGUUGUUUGGCAAAAAGAAAAAGAAGAGCACCCUGUUGUCUGGGGAGGAGGAAUCGGCUGGGAGGCAGAGUCGCGCUCCCCAGAGCACCGGCAAUGGGACCUUCUCUUCGGAUGAGGAAACCGUGGAGAGCACUCUGAGGUCCUUCAACUAUUCUGUGGGAGCACGGGCCUUCUCCCAUGACAGUAUUUUUAUCCCUGAUGGGGGAGCAGAAAAUGAGCAGACAGUUCAAGCAAUGUCACAGGACAGCAUCCUGGGCAAAGUCAAAACUCUUCAGCGACAGUUGGGCAAGAAUAUCAAGUUUGGGCAGCGGCCAUCUAACAGUAUUCCCAUGAAGAAGGCAGGCAGUACAGACACUAGCUCAGAAGAGGACUUCUUCCUGACCAGUCCCAUGGAAAUUGUGACUCAGCAGGAUAUUGUCCUUUCAGACACAGAGAACAAAUCCAGUGAUACGCCCAGCUCCUCCAGUCCUCUGAAUCUACCUGAAGCUGGAAGUGAGAUGGAAGAGAAGGUUGUGCCAGUCAAACCCUCCCGGCCCAAGCGGCACUUCUCUUCCGCGGGCACCAUUGAAAGUGUCAACCUCGACGCCAUCCCCCUGGCCAUCGCGCGCCUGGACAACAGUGCAGCCAAGCACAAACUCUCGGUGAAGCCGAAAAACCAGCGGGUCUCAAGGAAGCACAGGUGGCUUGCCCAGGAUCGUCAGAACGAGUCAGGCAGCUUUGAGAGUCAGUCUUCCCUGGACCAGAACGGGCAGCCAGGAGAAGACAAGCACAUCUGGCAUGAAGAGGAGCCAGAGCCUCAGGAUUCCCACGAAGAGAAAAGACUCCAGGAAGAGUAUUGGCGGGAACUUGAAGCCAAGUGCAAACGGCAAAAAGCCGAAGCCGCGGAGAAGAGGCGCCUGGAAGAGCAGAGGCGGCAGGCGCUGGAGAGGCGGCUUUGGGAGGAGAGCCUGAGGCAGGAGCUGCUGGAGGAGGAGGAGGAGGAGGAAGGCGAGCAGGCCGACGUGCAGCUAGAGGCAGGGAAGGCUCGUCCCGGGGAAGGGCGGCCGUCUGCCCUGGAGGAGCAGGGUUGUGCAGAGCAAGAGCCGGAGGAAGCCGAUGACCCCGGGUGCCUGGAGGCGGAAGAGCGCAGGCGUGAGCAGGAAGAGGCCCAGAGGCAGGAGGAGGAACUGAGGCAGCGUGAGGCCCAGAGGCAGGAGGAGAAACUGAGGCAGCGCGAGGCUGAGCUGCAGGAGGAGGAACUGAGACAGCGUGAGGCCGAGAGGCAGGCGGAGAAACUGAGGCAGCGGGAUGCCCAGAGGCAGGAAGAGGAGCUGAGGCAGCUCGAGGCCCAGAGGCAAGAAGAGGAGCUGAGGCAGCUCGAGGCCCAGAGGCAGGAGGAGAAACUGAGGCAGCUCGAGGCCCAGAGGCAGGAGGAGAAACUGAGGCAGCGCGAGGCUGAGAGGCAGGAGGAACUCAGGCAGCGCGAAGCCGAGAGGCUGCAGGAAGAACUGAGGCAGCUCGAGGCCGAGAGGCAGCGUGCUCAGGAGGAGGAAGCCAGGAGGAUGCUGCAGGAACCGAGGCAGGAGGAGGAGGCCAAACGCACAGAAGAGCUGAAAGGGCGGGAAAUGGACGAGGGCCCACAGAGCCCGGAAGGAGAGAGCCAGCCUGGGCUAGCAGACGAGGCUGAUCAGCAAAGCCCACUGCAGCAGCAGGACCUUGAGAAGCCAGAGGAACAAGAAACCCCGGAAUGCGCGGGGCAGAAAGAGAUGGCCCAGGAGCACACGGAAGAGGCCAAGGUGGCCAGCGAGCCGGCAGGGCAGAGAGGAGACCCGGACGCGGAGUCCGGUGGUGUAGACGUGGAAGGGAGAGAAGCCACCCAGACAGACAUCCCCCUGCCGCAAGAGGGGCAGAUGGGCGGAACGCCGGCCUCGGAGGACAAGAACGAAGCUGUCGCUGCAGAUAACGACCGGAAGGUGGAGGAGCUCCGCUGGCAGGAGGUGGACGAGCGGCAGACCAUGCCCCGGCCCUACACGUUCCAGGUGUCCUCCGGGGGUAGGCAGAUCCUCUUCCCCAAAGUCAACCUGAGCCCGGUGACACCCGCCAAGGACGCGGCGGCGAGCCUGGCCCCAGUGGCCCAGGAACCGCCUGUGGCCCGCGGUGGCGCCCCGCACGCCCUGCCCUCGGCGCUGAGCAUCCCCCACACGGCCAUCCUGGUCACCGGAGCGCAGCUCUGCGGCCCGGCCGUCAACCUGAGCCAGAUCAAGGACACGGCCUGCAAGUCCCUCCUGGGCCUGUCGGAAGAAAAGCGCCCGGUGGACGUCCCCACGGUGGAGCCCAGGGCCGGUGGCGGCAAAGCCAGGCCUCCCCCGGAGGCGCCGAGCAACGCCGGCGCGCUAGCCGAGUGGGCUUCCAUUCGAUCCAGGAUCCUGAAGAACACGGAGGGUGACCAGCGUGGUGACAGAGAGCCGGCCAGAGCCGCCGGGGACGAGCCCGCUCCCCGAGCUCGGAGCGAUUCCCGAGGGAACGUGCGCAGGACGCCGCCGGGCAACGCCAAGUUCUCCAUCAUGUCGGCCUGGCAGAAGUUCUCGGACGGCGGGCCAGAGACCUCCAAACAGAGCUUGGACGGUGAAAGCAUAAGGAAAAAGCCGGGGCCAGCACCGGGCGAAGAGACAGCACCCCAGCCUCCGCCUGCCGCGGCUCCCGAGCCUCGGAAGAGCCUGGAGAAGCCAGAGGUGAGCCAGGAGCCCCCAGACACCACCGACGGAUGCAAAUUUGCCAAAGACCUUCCAUCCUUCCUCGUUCCAGGCCUGCCUUCUCCGCAGAAAGCUGCUUCCCGCACAGAGUCCACGACCACUUUGGACAGCGAGACCACGAGUGACGCAGGAAAGCCAGACACUGUGAUGCCGGGAGGUGAGGAGAAGGCCUCGCCCUUUGGAAUUAAACUGAGAAGGACCAACUACUCCUUGCGCUUCCACUGUGACCAACAGGCCGAACAGAAGAAGAAAAAGAGGCACAGCAGCACGGGAGACCCUGUGGAUGGUGGCACCCCCGCAGCCGGGAGUGACCCUGGAGAGAAAGAGCCCGAAGCGGUGACCCUCAAGCAUGGCGCAUCCCUUCCCCAGGAGAAAAAGCCAGCCCUAGCCCCUCGGAGGGACUCUGCCGAAAGCCCUUCUGUCGGUCGCUCGGUUGCUGUAGCCCAGCCGGGGCUACCACCAGCCAGUAGCCAGACCCCAGCUCCAGAGCAGGACAAGGCAGCAAGCAGAACGCCACCAAUGCAGAAGCCGGCCCUGGCUCCCAAGCCCGCCAGCCAGACCCCACCGUCCUCCCCACUCUCCAAACUGAGCAGACCCCACUUGGUAGAGCUGCUUGCUAGGCGGGCUGGGAAGGUGGAUUCCCAGCCGAGUGAGGCUUGCAAGGAGAGCAGAGAGAGCCAGGAGAGCAGUGAUAACCAGCCACCCUCACCAUCCCUGCCAGAGGAGCCGAAGGGGCAGAAGAGGGAUGAGGAAGAGGUGCCAGAAAAGAAACCCGCUUCCCCGCCUCUGCCAGCCAGCCAGCAAGAGAGACCUUCCCUAACUCCUGAAACAGGAAGAAAAGAGAAACCCGUGCUUCAGAGCAGGUACUCUCUAGACGGCUCCAGAUUAGCAGAGAAAGUUGAAACUGCUCAGCCGCUGUGGAUAACGUUGGCGCUGCAGAAGCAGAAGGGGUUUCGUGAGCAGCAGGUAACCCGAGAGGAGAGGAAGCAGGCCCGGGAGGCCAAACAGGCCGAGAAGCUCUCCAAAGACACUGUCAGUGUCAGCCCACAGCCUGGAAGCAGCCGAGUAAGCAGAGCUGGUUCCCUGCACAAGUCCGCCACUCCGUCAGAAGAGAAAAAGCCUGAAACGGCAGUGUCCAGGCUCCAGCGCAGAGAACAGCUGAAAAAAGCCAACACUCUUCCCACAUCCGUGACAGUGGAGAUCUCAGACUCGGCACCCCCAGCUCCGCUGGUAAAAGAGGUCACCAAGAGAUUCUCCACCCCAGACGCUGCCCCCGCAUCUACAGAACCUGCCUGGCUGGCUUUGGCCAAAAGAAAAGCAAAGGCCUGGAGCGACUGCCCGCAAAUCAUUAAGUAAACAGUGACUCCUCCCCA